Armigeres subalbatus is the source of this 4783-nucleotide messenger RNA. RefSeq names its product GTPase-activating Rap/Ran-GAP domain-like protein 3. Bases 670 to 3993 code for a protein of 1107 amino acids. NCBI's taxonomy places the organism in Eukaryota, Metazoa, Arthropoda, Insecta, Diptera, Culicidae. The transcript has 13 exons. Gene Ontology annotation, cellular component: cytoplasm. Gene Ontology annotation, biological process: regulation of small GTPase mediated signal transduction; activation of GTPase activity. The record is from RefSeq and is a predicted model, not a curated record. Gene Ontology annotation, molecular function: GTPase activator activity.
UACGAGUCAGUCUGCGAGGCUCUAUCGCAGGCUGUCGUCGUCGCUUUCUCGGCAAGCAGUUGGUAGUUUUAUGCAAUUUUAACGUGGCACACUGAAAGAGCUUGGCGUCGUUGACCGAGGGUGGAUUUGUGAAUGGAAUGUGUUUGAAUUAUUAAUGAUGCUCUCGGCUGGAUAGUAGAAUCGGGACCGGCUUGGUGCUACUGGAUUGGAAUUUAAGGAUUAGUGUGUUUUAAGCGCAAAGAUUUUCCACAUAUUAAUGCCACGAUGCGGUUACUGGGAAAGCUUAUAUGGUGAGGAUUAAAUCGAAUCAACAGUGCAGUGCAUUGAGAUAGUUUUGAAAACAAAUGAGUUGAUGGUUUCGCCAAAUAUCAUCCGAGGCGCAAAUUGGAUGCUGUUGACCCAUUUUCAGUGAACGUAAAUUUGCAUCCUCAGCAACAGUCAAAAGUCAAUAUAUUGAUUGCGGCAAACGAGUUCUCCUCGCGACUCAUGCAUAAAAGAUAAGAUAAUGUUGCCGCGACAAGCAUAAGUAUUCCCCGUGGUAUUCGAGUGUCAAAAGGAUAAUAACACGCGUCGGGUGGUAACGUUAUCCGAAGUGUUUGAUCAGGAACAGGAAGUGAUAGACGAGUUCGAUAGUUACCAUCGAAGUACUGCUGGUCGGCUACGCUGAACAUGGAAGGGGAUUCGACGGCUGGUGGUUCCUGUAUUGAAACAAGCACGUCGGCAACCGAACUAAUAUCCAGAAGAGGUGUUUUUUCACGACGUCACUAUGGAUCCGUAGACCAGCUGCCACAGUCAGAAAUCGACGGGCUGGACCCAAACUGUCGACGGUUCCGGCUGGAGAAUGGCGAAUCACUAGCGGAAAAAGAUGAGGUUUUCGGCUCGCCCAGCAUACCCAUCCUGGAAAAUCCCGAACAUCAAACGCGAUGGUAUUUCAAGUAUUUUCUAGGAAAACUUCACCAGAACUACGUAGGGAUAGAUUCGGAGAAAAACCCAUAUUUUUUAUCCAUCGUCUCGCAGGACUCCGGUAGCAAAUGUAUGCCCCUGUACAGGGUGAUGGUAUUUCGGAAACAGGGAGCCCAGAAGCUUGCCCUGCCCUACAACCCCCAGCAGAAGCUGACGGUUAAGCAGAUUCUGUCCAAUUUUGCACUAAUGGAUGCAAGCAAAUCACCCAAGGAGGUAUUUUCGGCCGACAUCCAGAAGGAUUUACUGCUGCUGGAGGAACAGGAGGGCUCGGUGAAUUUCAAGUUCGGUGUCGUCUACAUGAAGGCUGGCCAGAAGAUGGACGACGAGAUGCUGAGCAAUGAAUACGGGAGUGCUGACUUUGACGAGUUUCUUGUUCUACUAGGAGAAAAAGUGCGACUGAAGGACUGGGAGCGAUACCGCGGUGGGCUAGACGUGAAAGGUGACAUGACGGGAAAGUAUUCGAUUUACACUCUGUACGAAGGUCACGAGAUUAUGUUUCACGUAUCAACGCUGUUGCCAUUCAGUCGUGACAACAGGCAGCAGGUGGAACGAAAACGGCACAUCGGAAACGACAUCGUCAACAUCAUCUUCGUCGACGAGGGCCCCAAUGGCGAGGAACCGGAGUUCAAUCCGAACAACAUUAAAAGUCAAUUUACACAUGUGUUUGCCGUCGUUACAAAGCGAAGUCGAAGGUAUCGCAUCUCCGUAUACUGUGAUGAAACUGUACCCCCGUUUGGACCAACGCUGCCCAAUCCACCAGAAUUUGAAGAUCCAGCUGUGUUUCGGGACUUUUUGCUGGUCAAACUGAUCAAUGGCGAGAAGGCAACCUUCCAAACGCCAACGUUUGCCCGGAAGCGGGAACGAACCCUGGAGAUGCUUAUCAAGGACCUUUACGAGGAAUACGUGCACGACAAUAAAAUGAAUAUGUUAAAUCGGCGAGCUUUCUCGGAAGUGCUGUACGAUGCCCCUCGGACAUCCAAGCUGAAAGAGGAUGCCCGCCAGGUGGAGUUCGUCCGGAUAGGGCAGGCCCUGAAGUUGGAAGCCAUCGUGCGGGGUGACGCUCCGACCAGCAUUGCAUCGGCGGGCACCGUGUUCAAGCGGCCUCCGUGGGAGCCACAGUGUUUCUAUCCGACAUUCCAACCGCGGAAUGAUCUGGUCGGUGAUAGUUGGGGUCAAGAUCAACUUUUCUUGGCAUCGGACGAAGGUACAUAUCUAAUCAAGGAGGACCAAACCCAUAGGGUGGUAUUCGAUAGGACAUUAGCGGUGAAACAGCUUAGUGUUAUUGAGGAUCAUGGGAUCAUGUUGAUUCGAGGAGGUUCCGCUCUGCAGAAAGACGGUCAUAGGAUACAUGUUUUUAGAUUGAAUGAGUUUAGUGAAGACCGUUUAGGACAGAGAUCAAGAAUUGAUGUUAAGGACCGUAGAAUAGACAAAACUAGAGGCUGUCAUUUGUUCGCCAUAUCUAGAGCGGGAGAAGCCCAUCUUCGGAUGGCCGUUGCAGUGGGGCGAAAACUGUUUAUAUUUCAAUGGAAGCACACAGCGGCCUGGACCUCAUGGUGUCCCAAUAGCGACAACGACACUGUUGAUGGUUUCAUAUUCCUAAAAGAAAUAACGCUACACGAUGCCCCAAUGAUCAUGACAAUACUUGAGGGAUCGUGCCCGAAUUCCGGACUGCUGAUCUGCGUUGGAUACAAAUAUAGCUUUGAAAUAGUUUCGGAGGCGACUGGUCAUGCAACAAAGCUUCACGAGGCAGACACUAGAAAACAAACAGCCGUUCAUUUGGUCGCCGCGUUGGACUUAUACGAUGGGCAGGACACGGAGUUGUUACUCUGUUAUAAUCAUACAUGUCAUUUCCAAAAACUAUCGGAGGAGUGUUCUGGCAGUUCUGAGUUCGAUUUCCAAUUCAAUACACCACCAACAUCAGUCGUCUGCGCUUUUCCCUACAUUAUUGCUUUCACUCCAGACUCUAUGGAAAUUCGACUCUUAGUGAAUGGAAACCUCGUGCACACGGUCAUGAUGGCCGAGCUUCAAUUAAUUACUUCGAAGAAGGACAUUUAUUUUGUUACGACUGCUCCAGAAUUUAUUCCCAAGGGUGCCAAAUUACGUGGUCCUGAUUCGGAGGAUCAUGAACUUGUGAAGCCACGAAUCGAAGAAAGCAAAGUUGCCCCGGAUGAUGAUAGCUCCAUUAGUCCCUGUCGAAGUCGACUUAGCUCCGACGAAGAUAACAAUGCUGCACAAAACACAGAUGGUCAAGAUAGUGGGUCUUCUGAUAGUAAAAAUUCGGAACUAACUACACCUCACAUUCAAAGGGCAAAGUCACUGCAAACCCCCAAACCAGAAAGUGAUAAACCUAACUCUCUUUCUGCCGAUGAUAUCAAGCGGCCGAUGUCGAAAAGCAAUUCGUAUGGCGAAGCUGGUUCUUCGUUUUCAAUACCGACCACCACGUGCAGCAAAGAUUUGGCCAAACAUUUCGGUGCUCAACCGCAGCCUAAUACGAAAAAUCUUUGCAAGCAUUUUGGAGAAGCGUCGGUUCCGCCGAACUCACCUCAAAACAGUACGAUCAUCAACAAAAGCAGUUCACCAAGCUCACCAACCCGAAAGUCUUUUAUCCGACAGCCAACUCUAAACCUAAACAAACCACAGGAAAAGGACAGUGAAACGUCCCCUUCAAAUGGGAGUUCUAAUAAACCGCUACGAAUCUACCGAAUCCCGUUGACCAACCUAACCGGAACUCAUAUCCAAUCACAUCACUAUCACUACCCCAGCACAGAUCCGUCUAAAAAACCGACUGCGAUAGCAACCAAAAUGCAGCCAAACAAACCGAGUGAGCCACCCACAACACUGUCUUCGUCCCACGAAGAAGAAGAGGAAGCAGAAGAACCCGGAAGGAGUAGCGCCAUUGAAGAUGAUGAACGUUCCAAAAUGAGCAUAUUCCAUCAAAUUCAGCAAAAUCUGCAAGAACUCAGUAUGAAGGAUAAAAUCGAAGCGGAACAGCAGCAAACUGAACCAAACUCGGUUCUUACACCACUGUAAACCAACCAAAAUAUAAAACCAGGAAGAUUAUUUCUCACCAAACAGCAGCUCAAAUGUCUACAGCCCUCCAUAUUUUCAUAUUUAGGAUAUUCUCGUGGCACUUUACACUGACUUACAUCACACAAAAAUCGAGCUACCUACAUAUUGAUUAUUGUUCGCUACACAUAGCAAAAUCUGUUAGGAUGGCCAAGAACCACUGGAAACCAUAGCAAAAAGGAUCUAAUCUAUUUUUAAGCAGAACACGCGAGAAUGCCUAUCGCGCAAAUUGUUGUUGAACAACCAGGUUUCAUUUUGGCGAAAACAAGCUGAGCAGCAGCAAUAAUAGAAAGAGAAUUAGGGAAAGCCUAGAGUUAUUUACGGAAAAUGUAUUGUCGGAUGGAACGCACACUAAAUUUAAUCCGAAUUCAAUUUUUUUCCAUUGGUUGGGAUGUGCCUCGUGGACACACAUUAGGACUUUUGAACACUCACAAUCCCCUGGAAACUAUUAUAAUUUUCAAACUCCCUUAGAUAGGGUAUUAGUGACGGUCUCUACAUGGUUGAAAAUGCGUUCCAGAAGUUCAAAUAUCAAUAGAAUGGAUCUAGAGAAACGGAAUUGAGAUUGAAUUUGAAACGGGGAUGAGCUAUUUACUUGCUAGGAAGAUAUAAUGAAGUAUUUUGCAUUCGAACAUAUGAGAAACCUGAUUGUAUGCGGAGGUACAUAAUUAUACUCAUAUUUUGUCGUUCAGGGUGAUCAUUUCUAUAGUUCCUUAUAUGUUAUGAAUUUUCUGUUAUAUGAUAACUUUGUUAUAAU